This is a messenger RNA of Closterium sp. NIES-67, 7480 nucleotides long. The record is from the annotation of a GenBank genome assembly. NCBI's taxonomy places the organism in Eukaryota, Viridiplantae, Streptophyta, Zygnematophyceae, Desmidiales, Closteriaceae.
UUUCUCUCCGGCCCCUCUGGUUCCUCCUCGUUCCUUCUUCCUGUUGAUGAAUCUCUCUCCUCCGUAUGUUGCAAACAAUGUCCCUGGCUUGCUCCGUAGUAGCUCCGUCACCUUGUCGUACAAUUGCGCUCCGUCCAGCGAUAAUUAUACCGGGGACCCGACAGGCGUGCUCUAACACUCGCUGGUCAUCGUAGCGUUCUCCGAGGGUAAACCUAACCCUAGGACCGGACCGCGAUGGGUAGGCGAGGCGACGCGUCGCGAGAAAAGGCGUCGCGCGGCGGCUCGGACGCCGCGUUUCGCGCGGAUGACGAAGAGGAGGAGGAGCGCGUCGUCGAAGUCGACCCCACCGGCCGCUACGGACGCUUCGACCGGGUGCUAGGCAAGGGCGCGUUCAAGACUGUGUACAAGGCGUUUGACGAGGUGGACGGCAUAGAGGUGGCUUGGAAUCAGGUGAAGGUGCGGGACGCGUUCCAGUCCAACGAGGACCUCGAGCGCCUCUAUAGCGAGGUGCACCUGCUCAAGACCCUUCGCCAUAAGAACAUCAUCAAGUUCUUCAACUCGUGGGUGGACGCCAAGACCAAGAACGUCAACUUUAUCACCGAGAUUUUCACCUCUGGCACUCUCAGACAGUACCGCAAGCGGCACAAGCAGUGCGACGUGAAGGCGGUGAAGAGUUGGUCGAGGCAGAUCCUGCGCGGGCUGCUGUACCUGCACUCGCACGACCCACCCAUCGUGCACCGCGACCUCAAGUGCGACAACAUCUUCGUCAACGGCCACCAGGGCGAGGUCAAGAUCGGGGAUCUGGGGCUCGCUGCUAUAUUGCACCAGAGGGACGCCGCACACAGUGUGAUAGGCACGCCGGAGUUCAUGGCGCCGGAGCUGUACGAGGAGGAGUACAACGAGCUGGUGGACAUCUAUGCGUUCGGCAUGUGCGUGCUGGAGAUGGUCACGCUCGAGUACCCGUACAGCGAGUGCAGCAACGCCGCACAGGUCUACAAGAAGGUCACCGCGGGCAAGAAGCCCCUGGCGCUGCAGCGGGUGAAGGACACAGCCCUCCGCGAGUUCAUCGAGCUCUGCCUCGCGUCGGCCUCGCGCCGCCUGCCUGCGCGCGACCUCCUCAACCACCCCUUCCUUGCUGAACCCCACCGCCCCUCCCUCUCGCUCUCCUACUCCUCCUCCUCCUCCUCCUCCUCCCCUACUCUCUCCGCGGCUGUGCCGCCCGCGUUGCCUGCGCUACCAGUACUCCUACCAGCAGCAUCAUCAGCAGCAGGAGCAGGAGCCGCAGGGGCAGGAGCAGCAGCAGCAGCAGCAAUCCGAACCAGUACCAUUGGCAGCAUUAGCAGCAGCAGCAGCGUGUGUGAGACUGCUACCUCCUUGCAUCCUUGCCUCUCUGCACCCUCUCUGCCCGUGGGGGCGCAUGUGGCUGCACAGGGGGGCGCUGGAAUGGGGAAGGGGGGAUCAGGGGGGAAGGAAAGGGUAGGAGGAAGGGAAGGGGGAGGCAGAGGGGCGAUGGGGGGUGCAGGGCCGCGGCGAUCUCCUAUGGUGUCCCCCCGAAAGGGCAAGGGAUCGGUUGGGUUCACUGACCAGGCUCCCAGUUCUUCUCCCCCCUUUGCUGCUGCUACUACUGAUGCUGCUGCUGCUGCGGCUGCGGCUGCUGCUGCUGCUUCUAGUGCUGCUCCUGCUGGCUCGUUGUUUGCUGGCGGCUACGUGCCCGCCGCUUCGUCUGGCACAGCUCCUGCUCUUUCAGCUCUGCGCGGCAGCAGCCGCAGCAUGGAGGGCAUUGCGGUGGGGGGGAAUAGCCGUAGCCAUAGCAGAAGCAGAAAUGAGCCGCCACAGGGGCACAGACGCAAGGGAAGCGAGGGCAGCGAGGGAGCGGCCUCUGCGCUAGGGCAGUGGGAGCAAGAUGCAGGAAUGGGGGAGGAGCGCAGGGUGAUAGGGAGGAUAGGGAGGGUAGGGAGUCCCACAGCAGGGAGGAUCGGGAAUGGGGUGAUGGUUGGGUAUGCAAGAGUGCAAGAGGGGGAGAGUGGCAGCAGGAGCAGCAGCAGGAGCAGCAGCAGGGGUAGAGAGUGGAGGGAUAGCGAGGAGGCAAAGCUGAGGGGUGAUGAAGGGUGGAGAGGGGUGAGUGGGUCUCGGGCCAUGGGGGGAGGAGACUGGGGGAUGGGGGGAGCCCAGGGGACGACGGGGGGGUAUUUCUAUACUAGCAGCGCGGGUGGGAAUGGGAACUUUGGCACCGGGAGCAGCAGCAGCAACACCAGUGGAACCGGAAAUGGUAGCGGCAGUGGCAGGUGGCAGGGUGGGGAGAGACUGGGGCCUGGGGGCGUGUGGGGCUUUCCCCCUAGCAGUAGCACCGGCAGCAGUAGCAGGAGCGGUGGCUUGGGUGUGAGUAUGAGCAAGAGCGUGGGAGGGAGGAUGGGUAUGGGAAGAACCAUGGGAAUGGGCAUGGGCACAAGCACAGGCAGGGGAACGGAUAUGAGCAUAGGCGGUAUGGGCGGAAUGGGCAGUAUGGGCAUGAGUGCGAGUUUGAGUAUGAACCAGCUCCCAACUGACUUGACCAUGCAUAGCCAAGGGUAUGGCUGGAUCAUGGAGACUGGCUACAGGGGUAUGGGCAUGGGCAUGGGCAUGGGGAUGGGCAUGGGCAAGGGGAUGAUUUUGGGGAUGAACGUGGGGAAGGGGAUAAGCAUGGGGAUGGGUAUGGGUAUGGGCAAGGGGAUGGGUAUGGGGAAGGGUGGGAGGGACGUGGGCGGCAGGGAUUGGAGGCAUGCGGGAAACGCCCACCAUGCUCAUGCAUCCAUGGUGCAUUCCCGAUCUAUGAACAUGGACCAUGGCCGUGCCCAUGCCCUUGCGGAUGCCCCUUCCCAUGCCCUUGCGCAUGCCCAUGCUCCUUCCCAUCCUAACACGCUCUCCUUUUCGCAAUGCAACACGCACAUGCAAGCCCAUGGUGGGCAAGAGAAGCACGGCAGCAGCAGCGGCCAGGGCAGCAGCAGCAGUAGCACGUGUGCCCCUGGCACAAGGGGCAUCCGCGAGGGGAGCAACAUCAAUGGAAGCGAUGGGAGCAAUGGGAGGAGUGGGAGCAGUGGGAGAAGUGGCAACCGUGAGAGACACAAGGAAGCCGAUUGGUCAGCCUGUGACCUGGCCUCACCCUCUAGUCGCUCUGCUGCUUCUGCUGCUGCUGUUGCUGCUGCUGCUGCUGCCACUGGUCGUGGUGGUGCUACUGAUGCAGCCACUGGUGCGGCUGCUGCUGCUGGUAGUGUGCAAUAUGGAGAGGUGGGUAUGCUGGAGGUUGGAAGAAUCGGAGAUCCAAAGUGGGAUGAUGAGGGGGACGAGAGGCGCGGAGGAAUCCAGUGGCAUGAGUCCAUGCAUGGGCAGCAGCAGCAGCACCACCACCACCACCACCAGCACCAGCAGCAGCCCCAGCCCCAGCAGCAGCACCAGCAGCAGCAGGAGCAGGAGCAGCAACAGCAACAGCAGGAGCAGCAGCAGCAGCAGCAGCAGCAGCAACAGCAGCAGAAGCAGCUCGUAGACUCUGGCUGUGUGUGCCUGCGGCUGAGGGUGGCGGAUGGCAAAGGCCGCUCGCAGGUGAUUCAGUUUCCCUUCAGCCUGGCCUCGGACUCGCCCUUCAGCGUGGCACGGGAGAUGGUGGACGCCUUUGCUCUACCGGCCUCUGCCGUCGACGCCAUCGCCCACUCCAUUCAGCACCAGCUGCUCGCUCUCCUCCCCCCUGCCGACCUUGCGCCUGCUCAUGCUGGUGACACCAGUGCUGCUGCUGCUGCUGCUGCUGGUGACGUGUUGGCGGUGGCUUCAGCAGCGGCUUGUGCUGCUGAUGCAUCUGCAGAAGCUGGUUGCGCGGAGGCUGUUUCGGCUGAUGAAUCAGCGGAUGCUGCUGCUUUGACUGGUGGUGAUGUCGGUGGUGAUGCUGCUGUGUUUGCCACUGCCCUCUCUCUUGCUGCUGCCUCUACCAGUGCCACUAGCCUGCCCCCUGUGCAAGCUAAUGCUGUCAGUUCUGUCACCACCGCUCCUGCUGUUGCCUCAAUGACUGCUGCAGCUACAGCAGCAGCAGCACAAGCAGCAGAUGCAGACGGAGAAGCAGCACUGGUAGCAGCAUCCGCAGCAGCAGCCGAUGCUCCUUCUGGGCUGCUAUCUCCCAUAUCUGCAGCAGCAGCAGCAGCAGCAGCUGGAGAUACCUCCCUCCCUCAUGACAUCUCUUUUACGCUCGCUCCCACCUCCUUGCCCACACCUCUUAACCUCCCACUACCUCUCUCCACCGCAUCUUCUAAUGCUACCAGCACGUUUGCUUCUGCGAUGGCCUCCCCCCACUCGCCGCUUUUUGAGCCGAACCAAACCUGCACUUAUAACAGUGAUGCUUUGGUAAGUGCCAGUGGUGACGGGGGGUCGGAAAUCGGGGCUUUUGAGCAAGGAACUCGCUUGGUUGUGGGUAGAGGCCAGAGGAACGAAUCUGGCGAUGUGUUUGUGGGAGUGGGAGUGGGGGAGCAUUUGGCAGCACAAGUAGAGGGCGCUAGGGAGGGGGCAGAGGGAGAAGAAAAGGAAAGGAAUGAUAGAGAGGCGAUUGCUAGUAGGGGAGUAACUAGACAGCUAGAUGAGAAGUAUGGGAAGGAGAGAGGCCUAGGAGGUGGGGAAGAGAGCAGGGGGGGGCAGAGGGGAAGGGACAGGGCAGUGAGUGCAGGAGAAGGGGGAAUUUGUGAAGAGCCGGGUCAGUUGGAGCGUGUUGUGCUGGCGGAAUGUGAUAGCAUCGAGGGCCUUUGUGAGUGGAAUGUGCGUGCUUGUAUUGGUGCUGACGGUGGUUACAGGGAGCGUGCUUAUAAGGGGGCAGAGGUUGCGCCGGGAGCCGUUAUUACAGGAGGCCUUGCUGUGGAGCAGGUAGGAGCUGGUGGUACGGGAGAAGGAGGUGUGGACCAGCACGGGGAGAGUUCGAGAUGUGAGGAGAGUGAGGGGAUCGAGGAGAGCAAGGAGGACGGGGGGGAGGAGAGGAGGAGCGGUGGGAGAAAGGGGCUCGAUCAUGGCAAGGGACAUGCAUUGCUGGACUCUGCCCUUGCACCAUCGAGUUAUGCUGAGGAUAGCGACAGGGACAGGGGUAACCCCGCCGCAGCAGCAGCAGGGUCCUGCUCCUCCGCAGCAGUUGCUGCUGGUGCUGCUGGUGCUGCUGGUGCUGCUGCGUCUGUUCCUGAUGCACGUGACCAGGAGUUCCCAUCUGAUCCAAAUUUCUAUCACAACCAUGCCUCUCGCCCUGCUGCUACCCCUGCCCCUGACCCUGCUGCUGCUGAUGGUAAUGCUGCUGCUGUUGUGGAGGGUGGCAGAGUCGCUGCCACUGCCGUUGCCGAAUCCACUGCCGCUGCCACUUCUCACGCCGCAAUCUCCACUGCAAGUGAUCCUUCAGACUUUUCCACCCUUGUGCCUGCAGCUGUAGCACCAGCAGACUACCAACAGCCUAUACUGAGUCUGCCUGUAUUGAGUCAAGAUUUUCUAGACGCUGCCCAGGUUCAAGAGCCCUCUGCUGCGGAUCCAGAGCUCCUGCAGGUGCAUGGAAGGUUCGUCUCCUUCCCAACGCCAGGGGAGGGCACACGAGGCAGCUGCAAUUCCAGCAGCAAUAAUAGCAGCAGCAUCACUGGCAUGGCAAUACUCGAGGCAGAAACAGCAGCAGCGGGAGAAGCGGCUGGCGGGGAAGCAGCAACACCAGCAGCCGCAGCACCUGCACCAGCAGCAGCAGCAGCAGCGGCAGGUGAAGAAGCGCAGUGUGUGGUGGAGGUGGAGUCAGCAGGGGUGCUGGUGGCAGCGCCAUCGCCAGGAGGUGCUGUGAUCAGUGCGGUGCCGGCACCGUUAGUGGGACUCGCUCUCACCUCUGGGGGCUCCCUUGGGGCCAUCAGCCUGGACGUGGCGGCUGGGAUGGCAGGGCUAGGGGGCAUUGGGGGGGGCAUGAGGGAAGUGGGGGAUGGGGGCAUGGCAUCGGGUGCAGUGGAUGCAAUGGCAUUGGCACAUGGUGCUACAGCCGGCUUUGCUAAAGCUGCCGCUGCUGCAGCCACAUGUGCCUCUUCAGCCCUGAACCAUGAAGGCCCGCUUUCCCUGGAAAAGGCUGCUCUUCUAGGGGAGGGACCAGCACACACACCAGGGGCACAUGGUGCAGGGCCGCACUUUUCAGAGCUACUGCCUCUGUCUGCAGUGCAUGCUUCGGGGAUUCACUCCGCAGAGGAAAUCUCAAUACAGCGGCAGCAGGCAGAGGGUGCGUGGACCCCCUUGGGGAAGCAGGAGCGGCGGCGGAGGGCGUUCACAGAGGCACUGUUCAGGAGCCUCACUCUCGGUGUGGAUAGUGCCAGGAAGCUUUGGAGGGGUGGGACUGCUGCUGCUGCUGCUGCCUCUCCUACUGCGCCUUCUCCUGCCGUACCUUCUGCUGCUGCGGCAGCAGUGGCGGCUGCUGCUGCUGUCGCUUCUCCUGUCACUGGCAGGCACAGCAUGAGCCCUUAUGGGGCUUCCUUUGCGGCGCCUGCACGCCUGGGAGAGACUAAGAGGCGCAAUAGCAUUCACGGUACCAGUUACAGCACCUGCAAUGGCACAAGUGGAAGCAACUUCAGCAGCACCAAGAGGAUAGAGGAGGAGCAUCGAGAGUUGUGUGAGCGGCUAUCGCAGUUGACUGAGAGUGUGCAAACGGGUGAGAAGGGUCUUGAAAAUGCGAUGGGUCAAGUGCAAGAGAGGACAGGAGACGCAAGGUUGAAGGAGCACUUGCGUCCAGCUGUGGUACAUGGUUCGCAGGGGUUCGGAGCGGUUACUGAAGUCGCACCUAUGGCGGAUGAUGAUGGUGCCACGGCUGUGGUUGGUUGUGAGGGAAAGGAGAGGAAUGGUUGGGUGGUGCGGGUGCAUGAGAGGAACCGAGGUCAUGUUUUGCAGAUUGGUGCGAAUGAAAGAUUUGUAGGGGGGGAGAACAGGGAACGAGGGGAGUUGAAGAAGGGAAAAGCGGAGGAGAGGGAAAAGAGGAAGGAGGAGGAGGAGAGGAUGAAGGAGGAGGAGAGGAUGAAGGAGGAUGAAGUGAGGGAGACAAGAAUGAGGGAUGAGAAGAGGGAGAAGUGGGAGGAGGAGGAGCGGGAGGAGUGGGUGCGCUGUGAGGCAGCAUUGGUGGUGGAGAUGGAGCGGGAGUUGGAGAGUGUGCGAGAUAAGUACAGGCAGAGGAGGCGGCAACUCCAUGCAGCGUGGAGGGAGAGGAGAGAGGCAAGGGGGCAGAGUGCUUCUUGGCAGUCACACACACACACACACACACACGCACACUGCAGAGUACAACCGAGUCUGUGAAUGAGGCUCAGGGGACAGGUGAUGGCACCGCUUGCAGUAUAGGACCUGUUGAAUGCGCCGAGUUCCGUGUAAGGGUAAACGGGUGUUGGAGGAAGCAGGUGAGGAUUCGAGGGGGAUAUGCUCAAGUGUAUCACCAUGGAUUAUAAAGACGUUGCAAAUAUAUCGUAAGGUAUCGUAAGUUAAUCAU